AAUCCUCAAGAUUGCGUAGUAGGAAGCUGUUUGAACAAGAUCUUCCUGUCUUCGUUUAAAUUUAUACUCAAAAGUAAUGCCUAAAAACUUCCUAACAAGUAUUGGAGUUUCCUCAAAUUUUUCAUGUAAAGUUUUUCAAAGCUCUCUGGAAUGAAGAAACUAGAUUUUGAAAAUCAUUUGAGGCGAGAAUGGCGGGCAACUCGUCUGACGAUAAAACAAGAAAAUUGAUCGAUGAAUUUUUAUGUUUUACAAAACAAAUUGGUCUGGAAAUCGUUAAAGAGGACAUAGAAAUAGCGAUAUUUCUGAUUGAAGAGAAAUUACCAGAAGAGAACGUAUUGGAGAUAAAGAAAGCAAAACAACCCGGAGUACAACUAGUGUCUUGUUUGAAGAAGAAUCGAUUGUUAUCUGAGAACAACUUGGACUUCUUUAUAGAGUUAUUGGAGGAGUGUCUCAGAAUCGACUUAGCGAACAGAGUGAAGGAAUAUCGCAAAACUUCAGUCACGACGCUGAAGAGUGCUCCACCAGCUCAAAUAAUCGAAAGAAUACCCGCCUACAAUAUGGAGUCCCUAUUUUUGGUUAUAGCUGCCCAGAAGAGCAGCAUUACUGUUAGUCAAUUAGACAACAUCAGAGAGUCAAUAAGCAGAGCUCUUGGUCUUAAAAUAUCUGAUGUCUUUUAUGUUGCAACUGAUGAAGAUGAGGAAAACCCGCAAUAUUCGCAACUAAGACUACAAUUACCCAAAAGAGAGGAGAAAAUCAACCAAUUGCAGAUAGAUGCAGUGAAUAAAAUGCCUUGGUUAACUGACUUGGAAGUUGUUGAGCUCACAGUAGACAACAAGUCUUCAAUAAAAAUAGCAGAGAAGAAAAAAGGAGAUGUGCCGAAGAAGCCUAAGAAUGGAGAGAAGCAAUCAAAACCACCUUUACUGAGAAAUCAUAGUGUCUUAGGACUAGAUCCAAGUCUAAAAAUUCACUGUAAUCAAAUGCUUGACAUUGUACUGGCAAUAGAACUCCCUUCUACAGUUGAUGUAAAUAAGCGCAGGGCAGUAGUAGGAAAAUUUGAGUCUGCAAUGAACAAAUACUAUUCUUGGCACAAGGAAUUACACAGUUUCAGGCUGGCAGCCAUUAAGUUUGGUAACCAUACCAAUGUUCCAGUACGACAACCUAAUCAACAACAAAUUGCAUUCCUUGUCAAAGAAUUAUCUAAUGAUUUGAAGAUGACAGCCAGUGUGAAGCCUGAGGUACAUUGUGGAGGCAUAAUGAACUCUGGGCUAGCAGAUGCUUUGAGUAUGGUGCAUAGUCUUAAAGAUGAUAUGCACAGAGAAGCCACUAAGCUGUGUAUUGUGAUUUGUUUUAUUACAAGCAAUUCUGCCAACCUUGAGCACUACAGAUGUUGCUUUGGUUACGAUGUAAUUGACCUAGGCCACGCCCUAGCAACUGAUGCCGUACCAUUAUAUAUCAUUGGUAUUGACCUGGAAGGAAGAAAGACCAGUCCUUCUCAAGCGCCUGAGAACUAUCUCUUGUCAGGCCUCACUGCUAUCACUGGUGGACGAUACUUUCAAAUUCAAGACAUAAGCUUGUUGGAAGAGUUGAUCCAUAGUAUCAUAGAAGAAAACAAUUCCAUUGAGAAGAACAUGGGCACAGUCAAUGAUGUCGUCAUUAGAGAAAUCAACAAACAGUAUGGUGACGUCAAUGAUGUCCAUCUCACAGAAUAUCUCUACAACACCUUACGCUUGCGGUCUUGUGAGCUUGAUUGCAUUACACUUAGAGGGACCCCUCUAACACCCAUUUCACAGAUAGCAGAGCGAGUGUCGUGGGCUAAUAAUCUUGAUGAUGCUAUUGCUGGUGUAAAUAGCUUGAAAAAGCACCUGAAAGCAGCCGACAAAGGGCCAAUUGCUUCCAAGCAAGUUUCCCCUCCCUCAAACGCUAAAGGAAAGCGGAAGUGUAAAUCCAAGAAAGAGCCAAAGGAGUUUGUAAGCAUAAGGAAGAAUCCUGAUAUGGAGGUGUCAGCUCGUAUGGUAAGGAGACAGAUCGAGAGAAGUGCCUAUUACAGGCCAACCACAGAGAAAUAUUAAUAUGUUUUAGUAGUACAUAAUGGUAAGACAUUCAUGAUCAUUGGCCGUUUGAUUGUCGGGCAUUAGUAAGAUGUCAAUGCACUUCUGGUUAAGUAUUGGCUGACUAAUGAUGGUGAUGAUGGUGAUGGUGAUGGUGAUGGUGAUGAUGGUGAUGGUGAUGGUGGUGAUGAUGGUGAUAAUGAUGAUGGAGAUGGUGGUGGUGAUGGU
Actinia tenebrosa (Australian red waratah sea anemone) is the source of this 2276-nucleotide messenger RNA. RefSeq lists its product as uncharacterized. Gene Ontology annotation, biological process: regulation of apoptotic process. The record is from RefSeq and is a predicted model, not a curated record. Gene Ontology annotation, molecular function: protein binding. NCBI's taxonomy places the organism in Eukaryota, Metazoa, Cnidaria, Anthozoa, Actiniaria, Actiniidae.